AGUGAGGAAAUGAGACGGAUGUAUCUAAUUCGAAAGAUGGAAAAUAAAUUGUUGGUUCCAGUUAAAUUACUUGGGAUAGACAAUCUUGGGGAAUCAGUACUCAGUCUUCGUCUUUAAACUAAACGGACUGGAAGCGUAUAUAUUGUGAAUCCUAGGUGUACUCCAAGCAUUUUAUUAUCAGUCAGUAAUAUAUAUCAUUCUCACUGUCGCUGUUAUUGAUUGAUUGACUCUAGAAAAGAAGAGCUACAAACACUCAAGAUGCCAACUCUCGGUCAAGAAACUAAUGACAUUACCAAGGUGAUGCCAGACUUUGUUCGUCCUGAUCUUCCAUCGAGAUGUACAUGGACAGUGGGCAAAGACAAAACCACGAGCCCCCAUUCACAAUGGAAAUUAACAGAGCGCCCUAAAAUUAUGCCAAAUAUUUUGCACGCCAUAGGACAGACACCCCUUGUUAAACUUAAUCAUAUUCCUCAAGCUGAGGGUAUUGAAUGUGACAUGUAUGUUAAGUGUGAAUUUCUAAACCCUGGAGGUUCAGUAAAGGAUCGCAUUGGGUAUCGUAUGGUGGCGGAUGCUGAAUCAAAAGGACUUUUGAAGCCGGGAUGUACAAUAAUUGAGCCGACUUCAGGAAAUACUGGCAUUGGACUAGCAAUGGCAUGUGCCGUUAAGGGUUACAAAUGCCUUAUUGUUAUGCCUGAGAAGAUGUCCAAUGAAAAGGUGAAUGCCCUAAAAGCUCUUGGAGCAAAAAUUAUACGCACUCCAACUGAAGCGAGCUUCGAUUCACCAGAAGGCUUAAUUGCCGUCGCCCAGAAGCUUCAGAAAGAAAUUCCAGAUUCAAUUAUCUUGGAUCAGUAUCGCAAUGCGAGCAAUCCGGUUAGUCACUAUGAUGGAACUGCCUCUGAGAUCCUCCAUCAGAUGGGUGGUCACGUGGAUAUGAUAAUUUGUGGUGCUGGAACUGGAGGGACCGUUUGUGGAGUAGGUCGGAAAAUGAAAGAAGAAUGCCCUACUUGUACUGUCGUUGCAGCUGAUCCUGAAGGAUCAAUCCUCUCGCUUCCUGAGGAACUGAACAAAACCGAUAUCACUUUCUACGAAGUCGAGGGUAUCGGUUAUGAUUUCGUUCCGACUGUUUUGGAUAGAAGUGUUGUGGAUCUCUGGGUCAAAUCAAACGACAAGGAAGCACUUCCCCUGGCCAGAAGAUUGAUCAGGGAAGAAGGAUUGCUGUGUGGUGGAUCAAGUGGAACAGCUAUGUCAGUGGCUCUAAAAGCAGCGAAGAAGCUGAAGAAAGGUCAAACUUGCGUGGUAAUUUUGCCAGAUGGUGUCAGGAAUUACAUGACGAAGUUCAUCUCGGACAACUGGCUGGAAGCAAGGGGUCUCAAGGAGACAGAAAAUAUUCACAAUCAUUGGUGGUGGAAUAAGAAAGUGGAUGAAUUGAAAUUAGACGAAUUGGUCAAAGUCAACGCUACAGAUGAAAUUCAGACAGUCGUCAAUGUAAUGAAGAAGAAAAAUGUGGAGUACGCCGCAAUCAUAAAUCAACCACAAGGAUCACUUAAAGGAACCGCAACUCUAGCUGAGCUUAUGGUCAAGGUUGGAAAUUUCAACUUAAAACCUAAAGAUAAGAUUGAUCGAGCUAUCUUCAAGCAAUUUCGUAAGAUUACGAAAACCACUCAUUUGGGUCUUGCAUCGAGAAUUCUCGAAAAGGAUCCAUUUGCUCUUGUUGUUGAAAAUGUAGAUGGUGUGGAAUUUCCUAUUGGAAUUAUUACACGAAUGGAUCUACUUUCUUACAUCAUGAAUAAUUCUACAUAGAUUUUCUUGGCACUAGCAUCUGAUGCAAAUAAAUCAAUCCAAUAUUGUAUCAAUUACAUUAGUAAAUACUUGAGAAUGCAAUGUAUCAAAGGACAGUCAGGGGCAUCUAUAAAACAUGUUUUUAAUGGAAAUUGUAAAGUUUUCUUUCCCAAUAAAUGAACUUUUUUACAUCAUGGACAAA
This is a messenger RNA of Phlebotomus papatasi, 1981 nucleotides long. RefSeq names its product cystathionine beta-synthase. Gene Ontology annotation, molecular function: cystathionine beta-synthase activity; cysteine synthase activity. Gene Ontology annotation, cellular component: cytoplasm. The transcript has 6 exons. NCBI's taxonomy places the organism in Eukaryota, Metazoa, Arthropoda, Insecta, Diptera, Psychodidae. Bases 259 to 1800 code for a protein of 513 amino acids. The record is from RefSeq and is a predicted model, not a curated record.